GCCCUUACGUUAGCUUGUUACAAAGGACAUCUAGAGAUGGUGCGAUUUCUUUUGGAAGCAGGCGCAGAUCAAGAGCAUAAAACAGAUGAAAUGCACACUGCUUUAAUGGAGGCUUGCAUGGAUGGCCACGCUGAAGUAGCUAGGUUACUUCUUGACAGUGGUGCCCAAGUGAACAUGCCUGCUGAUUCAUUUGAAUCACCACUGACUUUGGCUGCAUGUGGUGGGCACGUGGAACUUGCAGCUUUACUUAUUGAAAGAGGAGCUAGCCUGGAAGAGGUCAAUGAUGAAGGUUAUACACCAUUGAUGGAAGCUGCUCGUGAAGGACAUGAAGAAAUGGUGGCAUUACUUUUAGGCCAAGGCUGUGUAUCUAACACUACUGCAGGAGCUAAUGUUCAUGCAACAACAGCAACAGGGGAUACAGCACUAACAUACGCCUGUGAAAAUGGUCAUACCGAUGUAGCAGAUGUCUUACUUCAGGCAGGAGCAGAUCUGGAGCAUGAAUCUGAAGGUGGAAGAACUCCUUUAAUGAAAGCUGCAAGAGCUGGUCAUGUUUGUACCGUUCAGUUCCUAAUUAGUAAAGGAGCAAAUGUGAAUAACACAGCUAACAAUGACCAUACUGUACUGUCCCUGGCUUGUGCAGGGGGCCAUCUGGCAGUGGUGCAACUACUUUUGGCUCAUGGGGCAGAUCCUACUCACCGUUUAAAAGAUGGCUCGACUAUGUUAAUAGAAGCAGCAAAAGGUGGUCAUACAAGCAUUGUUUGCUAUCUUUUGGACUAUCCUAAUAACUUGCUUUCAGCCCCUCCACCAGCUGUCACUCAGUUAACGCCCCCAUCCCACGAUUUAAAUAGGGCUCCUCGUGUACCGGUUCAAGCACUGCCCAUGGUUGUCCCACCUCAGGAGCCUGACAAACCACCUGCCAAUGUUGCCACUACUCUUCGCAUCGGGAAUAAAGCUGCUUCUAAACAAAAGUCCAGCAACCAUUUGCCAGCAAACAGCCAGGAUGUACAGGGUUACAUCACCAAUCAGUCUCCAGAGAGCAUUGUAGAAGAGGCUCAGGGCAAGUUAACAGAACUGGAACAGAGGAUAAAAGAAGCCAUAGAAAAGAAUGCACAGCUGCAGUCCUUGGAACUGGCUCAUGCUGACCAACUUACCAAGGAGAAGAUCGAGGAGCUGAGCAAAACAAGGGAGGAACAAAUUCAGAAGAAACAAAAGAUUUUGGAGGAACUACAGAAAGUAGAACGAGAAUUACAACUGAAAACUCAGCAGCAGCUAAAAAAGCAGUAUCUAGAGGUUAAAGCUCAAAGAAUUCAACUUCAGCAGCAGCAGCAACAGUCUUGCCAACAUCUGGGACUGCUACCUCCUGUUGGGGUUGGAGAACAGCUUUCCGAGGGAGACUAUGCACGGUUACAGCAAGUGGAUCCCGUUCUGCUUAAAGAUGAACCCCAGCAAACUGCUGCUCAGAUGGGUUUUGCACCAGUCCAGCCUCUGGCCAUGCCUCAAGCUUUGCCUCUGGCGGCAGGUCCCUUGCCUCCAGGGUCCGUCGCAAAUCUUACAGAACUGCAAGGAGUGAUAGUUGGACAGCCAGUACUGGGCCAAGCACAGUUGGCAGGGCUGGGGCAAGGAAUUCUGACAGAAACACAACAAGGGUUAAUGGUAGCCAGCCCUGCUCAGACCCUCAGUGACACGCUGGAUGACAUCAUGGCAGGGAUCCCCAACCCCCGGUCCGCGGACUGGUACCGGGCUGCGGCCCGUUUAGAACCAGGCCGCACAGCAGGAGAACGGUAUGCACAGCAGCAAUGUCAAAUGGCUUGGGGUCGAACUCUCCAGGUUCUGGAAAUCUCUAAGCAGUCUCGAAAUACCGCGAGACUCGAGAUGGGACGAAGUCUUUUGAACCUCACCAGCUCCCAUACUUGCAACUGCCUCAACCAGAAAUUGCCCCUCCCCUUUGGCCUCCUUGGUUGGAGUCUUGGCGCUAGGCCUACCUUUUUCGCUGCCGGCCUGUCUCACCCCGGGGCGGGCCUACUCCCUUCCUCAGACUUCUACAACUUUUACUCACUCCAGACCGACCAGAGCACGCAUCAUUAA
Molecule: messenger RNA, 2085 nt
Organism: Eubalaena glacialis (North Atlantic right whale)
Lineage: Eukaryota; Metazoa; Chordata; Mammalia; Artiodactyla; Balaenidae
Product: ankyrin repeat domain-containing protein 17-like
Biological process (GO): innate immune response
Cellular component (GO): cytoplasm
Molecular function (GO): protein binding
Source: RefSeq, a predicted model, not a curated record